Messenger RNA from Patella vulgata (common limpet), 7402 nucleotides. Its product is annotated as protein disulfide-isomerase A4. The coding region runs from base 87 to 1961 and encodes 624 amino acids. Gene Ontology annotation, biological process: protein folding; response to endoplasmic reticulum stress. The transcript has 11 exons. Gene Ontology annotation, molecular function: protein disulfide isomerase activity. The record is from RefSeq and is a predicted model, not a curated record. NCBI's taxonomy places the organism in Eukaryota, Metazoa, Mollusca, Gastropoda, Patellidae. Gene Ontology annotation, cellular component: endoplasmic reticulum; cell surface.
GCCUUCCACCUUGUUGACGGCGACACCGGCAUACAUACAUACAGUGUAUUAAGAAGAACUUACUGCACGCUUCCUAAGAAACUAACAUGCGAAUUGGCUACCGUUUUCUGUUUUUGGCAUCUCUAUGCCUUACGUCAGUUUUUGCAGACGAUGACAACAAUGACGAAGAGGAGCCCGACGUUGAAACUGGAGGAGAGAUAAAAGAGGAAGAUAAUGUUCUAGUAUUAACUACCAGUAAUUUUGAUGAAGUCAUCAACACAAGAGAAAAUGUUCUGGUAGAAUUUUACGCACCAUGGUGUGGACAUUGUAAAUCAUUGGCACCAGAAUAUGCAGAGGCUGCCAAGACAUUAAAAGACAAUGAUCCCCCAGUAACGUUAGGGAAAGUUGAUGCAACAGUAGAAGAAGAACUUGGUUCAAGAUUUGAAGUGAGUGGAUAUCCCACACUGAAAGUAUUUAAAAAUGGACAACCAUCUGAUUAUGAUGGACCUAGACAAAGUGCAGGUAUUAUAUCAUAUAUGAAAGAAAGAGCCGAUCCUAACUGGAAACCACCACCAGAAGCUGUAAUAACUUUAACAGAUGAUAAUUUUGAUGAUAUAGUCAACAAGGAGGAACUUAUUUUGGUGGAAUUUUAUGCACCUUGGUGUGGACAUUGUAAGCAGCUUGCCCCAGCCUAUGAAAAGGCAGCUCAACAAUUAAAACAUCACCAACCUCCUAUAAUUCUAGCGAAAGUAGAUGCUACACAGCAGAAUGAAUUAGCCAAGAGAUUUGAUGUGACUGGUUACCCUACACUCAAGAUUUUCCGAAAAGGCAGGCCAAAGAAUUAUGAUGGCGAAAGAGACCAACGAGGUAUUGUCAACUAUAUGAUAUCACAGGCUGGUGAGGCAGCAAAACCCGUUCCUAAUCAACAAGCUCUGAAUAACAUGAUUAAAGAUAGAGAUAUUAUUGUUGUUGGUUUCUUCGAUGAUGUUGAUGAUGCUAAUGCUCGUGUUUACAUGGAUGCUGCUAAUGAUCUAAGGGAUGAUUUUACCUUUGCGAUAUCAUAUGAUGAAGCAACAAGAAACGCCUAUAAAGUCAACCCUAGUUCUGUGAUCAUAUUAAAUCCAGAAAAAUUCUACACUAAAUAUGAACCGAAAUGGCAUGUUCUUCAUAAGAAAAAUUUGGCUGUGAAGGAUGUAGUGGAAUUUGUUCAGAAAUAUCAGGUUCCAUUAGUAGGACAAUAUCAACUGUCGAUGGAGAAACGAUAUUCUAAACUACGACCAUUGUGUUUAGUUUUUUAUACAGUUGACUGGUCACAUGAUCAUAGAGAAGCAACUCAAUUAUGGAGAAACAAAAUUGCCAAUAUUGCACAGGAUUAUCGUGAUAUAACAUUUGCUGUGGCCAACGAAGAAGAUUUUGACCAGUUGAUAAAACAGUUUGGUUUGGAGGAUUCACCUGAAGAAAUUAAUAUUGGUAUCAUUGGUAAAGAUAAUAAAAAAUAUAAAAUGGAACCCAUGGAAGAAUUUGACAGUGAUGAGAUAAAAGAAUUUUUAGAAAAAUUCAAAAAAGGCAAAUUGUCAUCAGAAAUUAGGUCCCAGCCGAUACCUAAGAAACAAUCAGGGCCUGUUAAAGUUGUGGUUGGUAAGAAUUUUGAGGAGGUCGUUUUGGACAAGACGAAGGAUGUGUUAAUUGAGUUUUACGCCCCAUGGUGCGGACAUUGUAAACAACUUGAUCCAAUUUACAAAAAACUUGCUAAACAAGUUAAGGAUCAGAAAAAUUUGGUCAUCGCUAAAAUAGACGCUACUGCAAAUGACAGUCCUGAUAACUUUAAAACAGAAGGAUUUCCUACAAUUUAUUUUGCGACAGCCAAGGACAAAGAAAAUCCUAUUAAAUUUGAAGGAAAACGUGAAAUUGAAGAUUUUGAGAAGUUUAUGCGUGAACAUGCCACAGUUAGUUUUGGAAAGAGUUCGAAGGAAGAGUUAUAAUAUUGAUUUUGAAAUAAUGUACAUCUUCAUAAUUUUACAUCAUUAUAUUUUAUCAUGUAUUUGUUUUGGGGUCUAAAGGGGUAGGCUGUACUGGGACUUUACUAUAGAGUUGAUAUUAUAUAUACCUGUUUAGUAUAUAUAUGUAGUAGCUGUGGGUAUAACAUUCGCUUCCACCUGUGGGUGAUAUUGCAGACAAGUCUAUAUAUGCUAUAGUGAGACUCGUAUAACCCUCGAGUCAUGUAGCAGUUGAGCACAAUAAUAAACACAAAACAAUUUAUAUGGAAAAACAAUCACUGGUUGAUACAUAUACUGCUUUGUGCUACAUGUAUACGUAUAUAUGGCUACUCGAUUGAACAUUCCGGAAUUGAAUUCUCUCUAUCCCCAAAAUAGUGACAAUCGUGUGAAAAGUGGUAUUUUUGGGCUGCAACGCAUGCACCGACUGAAUAAGUAAAUAUCUCAACCAACCAUGACAGCUGAAACAUAAUCGUUGUGUUUGAUUACGUCACAAUUCUACUCACACCACCUGUCCACUUCCAUUGUCGGGACUGGCGGAACUGUGACAGGACUGAAUUCUAGGUCACUAGUUUGCAAUUCUGUCUAUUCGGAACAUUCUGGACUGGCAAUCGAGUACCCCCUAUGUGUACAAGCCAGUGAUUGUUUUCCGAUUAAAUUGUGUUUUUUGUCAGUGAUCUUUAGAUAUUAUAGACUAUAGCACUGUGUACUUAAACCUGCUUUAUAGCGAAUCACACUAUAGUGACGUCCCAGUCUAUCCUACUGCUGGUAUUUGUUCACUUUUUAGGAUUCAGAAAACAUCUAAAUCCGAAAUUUUUCCCUUGUGCUUCUAAUAAUUUUGUGGCAUUAAUUUUUACAAACCUAAAUAGAUUUAUUGUUUUGUUUACAAAGCUACCUAGGUUUAUUGUUUUGUUUACAAACUUACAUAGGUUUAUUGUUUUGUUUACAAACUUACAUAGAAUUAUUGUUUUGUUAGUGCUUAGAUUAUCCCUCCUAAUUAUGAGCUUACCUGACACUGAAAGUUUUGAUAGAUUUGAAUUUUAUAAGUGAAAAUGAUAGUUUUUAUAAAACAAAAUUAUCUUCCACAAGCAAUGUUACUCUAUGAAAUUGGUAUUCAUGUAUUAUUCCAUUUAUCAUCCAUUUGUUUCGUUAUUUUGUUAUAAGGUCAUACUGUAUAAACAAAAAUAUUCAGGUUCAGAUAUCGUUAAAUCAGUUAUAAAGGGCUGCAUGUGACCUGUUUUUAUUUAGCCGUAGGAUCCUUUGGCAGAAGAGAUUCCGUGUAUACAUUGGCAUGCAUGUAAAAGAUCCCUUGGCAGUUGGAAUUCGAUAUAAAAGUAGGCCAUAGUGCCGCUGGCCGUUCAAAAUUUCCCUCAUAGCACACUGUAUGGCAUAUGCCUAUCUUCAUUAUCCCAGUAUGAGCAGAACAGUAGGACGUUAAAUCUCAUUUCAUUUCAUUACUUUGGCAGAAGGGAGCUUCUGUGGCUCAGUGGAUAGGGCGCUUGUUCACUAAAAUUACCAUUAUUCAGCUGAUAUCGAGCCAUGUCCGUCUGUUGAUACAUAUUAAUACAAAGUGGAUAGUUUUACUGAAAGAUUCCACAGUGACACUGUAAAGCUGAAACCAUUGAUUUAUGAAUCUAGGAUAUUUAGAAAUGAAAACAGUUGUCUUUAAAUCAUACCAGUGAUUAUUAUUAUAAACUAAUGGUUAGUAGUAUAGAAAGUGGUUAAAAAUUAUGCAGUAGUAAUUAAUUAUCAGGGAUGAUGUAAUUAGCUGUAAAAGAUGUAACUACUAAUGGUAAAGUCGACUAAUACUAAUAUCUAUCACUAUGAAAUACACAAACCUAAUCACUAGUUGUGUAUAUCAUUUAAUAUUCCUAGUCUUAAUAUCUUAGUGACAAUACACCUAUAUAAUGACUACAGUCUAAUUCUAAUACCCAUCACUAUGAAAUACACAAACCUACACUAGUGGUGUAUAUCACUUAAUAGUCAGGGUUUUAACAUCUUAUUGACAAUAACACCUACUUAAUGACUAUAAUACCCAUCACUAUGAAAUACACAAACCUACACUAGUGGUGUAUAUCACUUAAUAGUCAGGGUUUUAACAUCUUAUUGACAAUAACACCUACUUAAUGACUAUAAUACCCAUCACUAUGAAAUACACAAACCCAACUGAUAGUUGUGUAUAUCAUUCAAUAUAGUAAUGGUUUUAACACCUACUUAAUGAUUACUGUCUUAUUACUAACAAUUUUAACUUAUAAACAUUAUGUAUAUAAAAUGAUGACUUUGGUUCAUUUGUAGCAAUUAUUUUCAUUUAUUAAAGUUUAUUGUUCAUAAGUCAAACAUAUUAAUGUAAAGUAUUGUAAGUAAAUUUUAUGUUUAAUGUAAUUGUCUUAAAGUAAAAAACAAUAAUAUCACUGAUCCUAUAUAUUGUCAUAUACAACGAAAUAACAAAAUGUCAAACAUAGAAUUAUUUUGUCAUGAUUCAUAAGAUUUAUUGUGCACCACCUUGUAAGGUAAAAUAUUGAAUCCUGUUGUUGUACUGAUGAAUGUGUUCUGUAACCCAUGCAGUUAGCAUAAACAAAAACCCUUUAUACAAUCUAUCUAUAUAGACUAAUAUUUGUGAACUUGGUUUGUUUGUCUAUCUAAGUGGUUCUCAACCUUUUUUUGCCAACGGCACACAUUGGAACGCAUGAAAAAAUAGCGGCACACCUGGCUAAAUAUAUAUGAAUAUUCAAUUGGGAUUACGUUCAAAAUUUCGAGGCACACUUAGGAAGAUCUCGCGGCACACUGGUUGAGAAUCAAGGGUCUAUCUGUUCAGGGUUGGCGGCUAAACCAGAGCUGUCCCUCGACUUAAAUUUACUGUAUAGGUGUAGCUCGGAGUAGGGAGUAGCAUAGGCCUGGUGGCGACAGGCUAUCACUUCCGGUUUCUGAGUUACGCUACUUCCGGGCCAUAGUCUAUACCCGUGCUUCACCGGGUCAACCACCUUUGUGCCAGUUAUUAACUUCGUGCUCAAUAAUUUUACACUUUAGACCAAAACAAAUAAAUAUCUGUUGUUAGGGUUUUUAUAAAUAUAUAGCCUCUUGAAUCAUGUCCACAAUGUUUUGUUUAAAAAUUUGGAAUUUCUGAACAGCACAACCAGGUAUUUUUUUUUGUUUUUAAAUUUGUCUUUUUCCUGAAUAAAUCAGGUAUAACACAACCCAGUUCUAUAGAUAACAAUUAUUAUAUAACACACGACCUUUCAACAAGAUUUCACUGGUUGUUAUCAAGCAUACAAAUUACAAGAUUAUAAGAAAUCGGGUAUUUCCCCGAAGAACUGAAAAACAAUUGCUGUGAUGUUUCCCCCCAAGAACAGAAAAUCAAAAGGUGUGAUGUUUCUUUUCUGACACUAUUUAUUCAAUAAAUAUUUAGAUAUUAUAAAAGUAGGCUACACUAUAUAAAUGUGGGAUCUGAAAACAAGUCGAAGCUUAUAUAAAUUCAUCUCCCCUGAGUAUACAGGUCAUAAUUCUAUGGAAUACAAUUACUGCUUAUUACUGAGCAGUUUCGGCUAAGCUUCUCUAGUCAUUAUCAAGCAAUAAUAAAAUAUGACAACACUUAGUUAUUACUGACUAAGCAGGGAUACCCCUUAAUUACAUGUACCUAAAGGGAAUCUAAUUUAAUUAAGGAUUAUUAAGUAUAUGGCGAGGAUCUUCACGGCAGCAGGUUAGUUGACUGGUGAUUUGGUAAUUAGGCCCUUGGGUAUUAUACCGGCAUCCCUGCAUCGCAUUAAGAAAGUAAGAUUAUUACAUACAUGUACAUAUUUUCCUUCUGUUCUUCGUAUCUGAUGCACCCCCCCCCCCCCCAAAGAACAGAAAAUCAAUUGUUGUGGCCUAAGAGUAUUUCUGUUUUAUUAGAGAAUAGUCUCUUAUUUCACGACACCAAUCAUUCAUACAUUUCAUUACAUACAAAUUAAUUGUUUGUUAUAACUAUAGAUUGAUGGGCAUGAGGAUCUCUCAGCUGGACAUUUUCAUUAGUAAUUUUCGUAAUUCAUGUUGAAGUAAUUAUUCUGUUCAUUAUAAUCCUAGUAAUAGCAUAACAGUAGUUAUUUAGUUAGACAAUAGAAAUCAUUCAUCUAUAGUAUAAUUUACAGACCAAUUUAUGGCUGGUCAAGGCAUUAACUGUUUUUGUUUUGUUCAUUCAAGAGACAAGGUCCCGAGUUCACAAAGCAUUCUCAGACGUAAGUUAAGAAUUUACCAAUCUGGUUAAAACACAGAUCCUAUUUCGUUUCGUUUUUAUAGUUCAAAAUAUCGUUUUACUUGUCUUUACUACUGUAGGCCCACACUGAUCCGCAGUGAAUAUUCGCUUGGCCGCAACAAUCACUGAUAAGGAUGACAUCGAGGCGACUUAAUGACUUCAAAAUAUUAACUUUUUUCUUUCGACAAAUUAAAUUCUGAAACAUUUUUUUUUUAGUAUUAGAAAAAUAAGAAAGGUGUUUGAAGUAUAUCUUGAUAAAAAAUAUUUCAUAUUUAGCGUAAUAGGUACAGAAAAUAGUACGCGGAGGCGUAAAAUGGGUAAAACGAUAUAAUUCUGCCCGUACCAGUUCAUAUUACUACGUACGAUGUAAACAACGCACGUGUGACCAUCAAUUUGACGUUUUUUUUCUGUUUGUUUACUCUGAAUUCUUUCAGAAGUACAUUUUUUACCGUCUAAUCUGAUUGACCUGCUCGUGUUUGUUUUAAAACAACAAAAACAAGCCACAGAAGUAAUCUUUUUUUUGGCGUUAUCGACGCCAUCUUGCUUUGUUGGUAAACAUUGUGAUGUAACGUCACCCUUAGAACUAUAGCGGUCUGACCUUUUAAAGGUCAGUCAUCUUGGACAGAGAUAAAAGACGGAUGUCGCAUUAGGUCUGUAAAACAGAUUGCUGUAGGCCAUCGAAAGUAUAAAAAAAACGAAACGAAAUAUAGAUCUGUAUUAUAAUCAGAUUGAGAAUUUACUCAACUUUAAAUCACUGUUUAUGGGAUAUAUCAUUGAUCCAGAAGCACAAAACUUUGCACAUAGUUUCUUAUUGAUAUAUUUGAUACAUUAAAACAACAACAAAAUUAUAAACGGCUAUGUUUUAGUUAACGUAUGGCGAAGAAUUUUGAGUAAAUUCUCAACUUAAGUCUGAGAAUGCUUUUGUGAACUCGAGACCUGUUUCCAACAGAAAUAUUGAUUUGGGAAUGUUAACUCCAAUAUUUAUUUUGAUUUAUCUGAAUGAAAAUGUUGUUAUAUUUUAGAUAUUACCAUAGAAGUAUUUUGGUCGAAAUGUUAUAAGAAUUGUUACAGCUGAUCCAUUUUGAAUGGAAAUUUAUUUUUUAGAUUUGGCAAAAUGUCUCUUUAAUCAUAUGUUAAAGCUUAAGUGUUGUUAAAGGGGACCAGUGUUCAACUUUCAUUAAACAGUUAAAGAGAACUGAAA